AUGAGUUUUGUUUCAGACGAAGAAAGCGUCGUAGAGCGACCGCCGGCGCCGUUUGCGGCGCCAUCGCACCCCACCGAUCCAUUUCUUAACCCCCGCCGCAGCGCAGCAGUUGCGCCUACCCAGCCGCGACCAGAUCGUGACGUGACGGCCGUUUCAGCGUUACCCGCCGUGUCUGUAACUUCGCGGGUCGCCGCGAAGCGCCCACGACCGAGUGCACCAACUGCGGCUCCCGAUGCCUCAGCUGUAGAGUCGAAUAAUUCGGCUUCUGGACGUCCGCAAGCGAGGAAGGCGCGCCCAACGACUACAACUCGCCUUGGCUCUUUGGGUUCCAUCGUAGCCGGUUCUGCCGGGGAAUUCGAUAGAACUAGUGAGGGCAAUGAAAGCGCAUUUGCCGAUCAUGCGGGCACUGAAGGCGCAUCUAACGGCAUUCUGCAGGACGGCGGGGACUCGUCCGAUGAGGGAGAGAGGGAUGUCGAGGAGAAGGCGUUCCUUGCAGCGGCCAGUGCGACCGUACCUGACGGACACGGGGCUUCCAGCGCCGCCACACCGCAUCCGUGGCUCGUUACGGAUGCUUUUCACGUCAGUCUGUGGUACGUUCUGCGGUACGCCGGCAGCGCGUUGAGUACAGCUGAUUUAUGGGCGUGCCGUGCCUUGCUAUCCCUCACAGCUGUGAUGCCGCCUCUUCCAUCGCCGCCGCUGCCAACUGAGGACAAAAAGACAGCUUUCGUUGAUGACACAAACGUAUCUAGCCUGCCUCUCGAUGGCACCGCAGAAUCCAAGAGCUUGCGUGCUACCCCGUCUGGCGCGUGGACAUGGACAGGGACGGAGGAAUCCGAGUUGCUGUUGCGACUUAUCCUGCGCAAACCGCACGGCUUCACAGGGCGACACCUGGAAGCGCGCUACGGAGACUGGCUUCACAUGCAGCCCACGCUGACUGCACUGACGGAGCGGCGCUUCCUUUGGUGGCCCUCAUCCAGCGCUUCUGUAGCGUCUCCAACAGACAAAAAGGGCAAUAAUAAAGCGGCCGCCCCUCAUAGGAGUCCGGUGGAUGUUGAGAGCGAAGCUUUGGCUGCUCCGUCACCUCCGCACGAUGCCCGUGCAUUACGAAGCACCUCUCUCUGUAGUACUCCAAUGAUGGAGGAGUACGAUGGGACGCGUGUGGCAAGGAUGCUGCUGCAAGGUGGUGCCGUCGGCGCGGCAAGGCAGGCGGACGAGCCUGCCGGAGGAUUGUGUUUUGUUUCCGAAGAGCUUGUUCGCGUGCUGCAUGCGGUGCGGAGCACGGAGCUGCGUCUCUUCCUUACAGCACUCCGUCAUGGCUGCAAAGCACAUGCGACGAGGGAGGCAUUGACGGACGACUUGCCUCCUCUUGUGUCGCGGCAGACGCCGAAGAACGCGAAGAACGGCGCCGGCGAAGACAACGCAUCUGUCAAGUCAUCGAAUGCGGGACGAGUCGGUGAGGGCGUGAGCCCAUUGAAAGACCACCAUGGUAGCUUCAACGAGCCCAUCUACAAGAACAUGCCCCUCGGUGACAACAGCCUGUACGACGCCAUUCCCGGGCGGAAACAGGACAUGAUUCGUUACGCUAUGGAGCGGCGUUACUCGCUGUGGGCGCCCACCUCACCGGCCGUCGUUACCGGGGCAUCGUCUGAUACAGCGGCAAAAACGUCAACCGUCGCUGCGACAUCGCGCUCCAGCGCUGCUGGCGGUGGUGGUGGCGGUGACACUGUGCAGAAUAAUAAUAAUAGAGACGGUCAACAAGGGAGAAGCACCCGGCGGAACGGCGGAGCCGCGGCAGGACAGUUCACAGAGCAAUCUUCCGCCUCCGAUUACAAAGGCGCGCUUUUUGUGAGGCGCUGCUUUCGUGACGUGGAGGACGAGGCGUUGCUCGUGGCACGGUGUUGGGACACCCACGUCGGGCCGGUGUACGCGCCUCACGCCGGUCUGAAGGCCCACCUGGUGUGGGUGACGGAGAUUUUCCACGUGCUCACGGCGAACGGCGGUGCGGGGGUGGUGGGCCAGCAGAAGUUGAAGCCGCUUGCGGCCACCAUGGCGGUUGCUGCACCUCCAACCUUGCUCAUGCUCCGUCCUCAACUUCUCUUGCUGCUGCAGUCGCUGCAAUCGGCUCGGCAGAAGCGCCGUCAAGCCGCACCCUCUCCUGCUACGGGAGAACAUGAAGCACGAAAAGGACCGUCUCUGCGUGCGACACCAGCAUCAGCAGCAGCGGCAGAGGAGAGCGAUGAAACGACGGUGAGCGCUGAUGUUAACCGUGUGCCGUACGCCUUGCUGCCGCGGUGGUUUACAGCACCUGUUACCCCUCAGGCGGCGUCUUCUUCAUCCCUUACAUGUACGUCAGCCCUCACGGAAAAAAAGACCGCAAAAGCUUCUACCAACUCGCACAAACUCGACCGCCCUCCGAUAAUGUUGAAUGAUGAAUUGUCGGACGAGGAGAUCAUCUCUUCUACCCGGUCAUUCCACGUCCCGGACACCGAUGAGGACGGCAAUUCUCGCAGCGGCGUAACAUGCGGCGUGCCUCCCCCAGUGCAGCUCUUCGGGACGACGCCGAUGCUGCUGGAGUACCGCGCAGCCCUGCAUGCACACCGCGCGCUGUACGACGUGACCGAUGGUGCCGCCUCGGCAGCGCAGCGUUUCCGUGGACGAAAUGAAGCGUUUGUCUCGCACAUGUACAAUAAAGUGAUCGGCGCCGUCCGUGCCGGCGUGGCGGCGGUUCAGCGGCACCCACUGAAGCAUUCUUCUUCUCCGACUCCGCCCUCCGACGCGGCGCGCUUCGUCUCACCUUUUCCUCCGCUGUCUACCGCACGUCAACAGGCCUCGGUUUCGCUAGACUCGAUUCUGUACGCGAGAGGAAACCACGCGGAGCACCUGCUCGUGUUUACACCUCUCUAUCGUUGGUUCUCGUGCCUCGAAUUGCUUUACCAGGUUCUGCAAAGCGCCCAUCGCUACGCGGAGGCGAACGAAUGCUUACGUUUUCUCCUCUACGAGCCAGUCUACGUGCUGCACCACAUGCCGGAGCUUGGUGGCGGCCCGUCCACUUUGGCAGCCAGGGAGGCUGCGCGUGCUUCUCGAGGCCUCUCGCCUGUCACCUACGCGUUUCGCUACAAGACGCACAAGCGCGGCGAGUGGCUGUCUCGCCUCGCGCAUAAUAUGGUGCACCUGAAACGCUACACCGAGGCGCUCACGUUUCUGGAGGAGGCGCAGACCGGCUUCCGUGAACUGACUGGGAAGAUCACCGAAAUUGCGAAGCUGAAGGCACCGUUUGCGGACCCGACGAACGAGACGGCGGCGGCGCUGUGCGGUGUGCUGACGGGCACCUCGUGGGACGAGUCAAUGCUGCCUGUCACGGUGCAGCGCCGUGGCCGAAUGCUGCGUGUGCUCUGGUCCUCUCUUGCCUCCACCGCAACUGCUAGCGACGACGACAAGGGCAGCAACGCCGCAUCGUCAUCGUACCCCUGUUCCUUGGCCCUGUACCACGCCGUGUGGGAGUACAUCCGAGAUCGUUACUGCCGUCGCCAUGACCGACUCGAACUGGAGCGAUUGCUGGCGAUGCUGCACCGACGCUUGCGACGAUGGACGCCACUCGCGGCCCAUAGCCAGCUAGCAACACGUCAGCUGACGGAUGUGGCCGUGCAGCGAGUGAGGGGAGUGCGGGAUGCGCUGGAUUGCAUGCUGUGGCGUGAACCAAGUGAAAACACACCCGUGAUUGGUGGUGCACGCGGUGCAACAGCGCAGGCCAUCAGCGGUGCCGGUGCCGCUGUCCAAGCUCCCAACAGUUCGCGUCGUCCUGCGCUUCCGGUCGAGCUGUUCGUGCUCGAGCACUUCUUGAAGAAGUGGAACCAGCCGGACCCGAACGAGAGGCUGUCCAGCGUCACGAGGAAACGCCAACGCGACAAUGAAGCACGCACUGUUGACCACGCCGCGGGUGCGGAGGAGCGCAACCACCCCACAAAUCGUAGUGGCGGUCGCGGAGUGUGGUGCGGUGCGCACUGCGAAGGACGUUGGAUUCGCUGCCUUGCCCACGCGCUUUUGUGGGACUGCUACUGGGCCUAUCCUUCUGUUUCGCGUCAGAAGGCUGAUGCACCGCCCGCUACGAGGCAAGUCGAUGGCCCUUGCGCUGCAGACCACGAUCUUCUCUGGCUCUCCGCCUUUCAAGAUGGGCCGCUCGACGUCAUCACCCCUGUGAACUUUCUGCUGCGCCGUCGAGCGUUCAUUGCGGAUCGCAUUGCUCAACUCGAACGCUGCUCAAGGGAGGAACUUCAGAGUUGGGUUGCGGCACACAUCAAAACAGGCGGUGAAGAACAUGCGCAGCAGCGGGGCGCAUCGACGUUAUCAAAAGAAGCAGCCAUCCGACAGGAGUACAGCAAGACAGGGAGCCUGGAAAGCGGUUUACCACGUGCUGGCGAUGCUGACGUGGAAGCGGAGAGUUAUACAGAAGAGGAAGAGGAAAGCGAGGAAGAGAUAGUUGGACGCGGCGGCACCCGAGGUUUUGGCUCGGCGAAGUCAGCAGCCAACCCUAAAGGUGACGUCCGUGGUUCCAUAGGAACUUCUACAAUUCCUGAGGCGUGGAAGGUACCGGUGGGUUCGCUUCCCUUGCUUGACAUCUUACGCGUGCUACCUCUUCCUCCUCUCUGGCGCCUGCUGCGGUGUCUGUAUCUCAGCCCGGUGACGGAGGGCGUUCCGCUUCGCUUCUCCGGUUUUCCUGAUCUGGUUUUCUGGCGCUGCCAUGGCGAGGCGGAGAGAGAUUUGGACCAGACAAUGAAACUGAGCGAUGCACUAAACGGCUCUUCCGCUCACGCAACGCGCACGGUGCCGGCCAGCAUCAGCAACAACGCAUCUUCUCCCUCUCUCUUCUGCUUGAUGGAGGUCAAGAGCCCGAGUGACACGCUGAGCACGAAGCAGAUUUCGGUGAACGACAUUCUUUGCCGAUGCGGCUUUCAGGUUUGCGUUUUGCGCGUUGACGCCGUCCAUGACAACGGCGAGCCCGUCAGCGCCAAAAAGUUAAGGUAA
Molecule: messenger RNA, 5022 nt
Organism: Leptomonas pyrrhocoris
Lineage: Eukaryota; Euglenozoa; Kinetoplastea; Trypanosomatida; Trypanosomatidae
Exons: 1
Coding region: 1-5022 (1673 amino acids)
Biological process (GO): interstrand cross-link repair
Cellular component (GO): nucleus
Molecular function (GO): flap-structured DNA binding; 5'-flap endonuclease activity; 5'-3' exonuclease activity
Source: RefSeq, a predicted model, not a curated record